GCGUGGCAGAGGCAGGUCUCGCGUGGAGAGGAAAAUCACCUAGACAACCGGGGCGAGGAACGAAUUACAUCCAGAUUUUCUGCACAGAGAAAAUUAUCAAGGGUAUUGAUUUCAGUCCCUGAAAUUUGAGAAGAAGCUACGAUUCAACGAAGGAACCAUGUCAAAGGGACCAGCAGUAGGAAUUGACCUGGGCACCACCUACUCCUGUGUAGGAGUGUUUCAGCAUGGUAAGGUCGAAAUCAUUGCCAAUGACCAGGGGAACAGGACCACACCCAGUUAUGUAGCCUUUACUGACACAGAGAGGCUAAUUGGAGAUGCUGCCAAAAAUCAGGUGGCCCUCAACCCCAAUAACACAGUGUUUGAUGCAAAGCGGCUGAUUGGGCGCCGUUUUGAUGACGCCGUUGUCCAGUCAGACAUGAAACAUUGGCCUUUCACAGUCAUUAAUGAUAACACUCGGCCCAAAGUGAAGGUGGAGUACAAGGGGGAGACAAAGACCUUCUACCCUGAGGAGAUCUCCUCCAUGGUGCUGCUAAAAAUGAAGGAGAUUGCUGAGGCUUAUCUUGGCAAGACUGUUACAAAUGCUGUGGUGACUGUACCCGCCUACUUCAAUGACUCCCAGCGCCAGGCUACCAAAGAUGCUGGGACCAUCUCUGGGCUGAAUGUCCUGCGAAUUAUUAAUGAGCCCACAGCUGCUGCCAUCGCUUAUGGCCUCGACAAAAAGGUCGGCUCUGAGAGAAAUGUUCUCAUCUUUGAUCUUGGUGGUGGCACUUUUGAUGUGUCCAUCUUGACAAUUGAAGACGGCAUCUUCGAGGUGAAAUCUACGGCAGGCGACACUCAUUUGGGUGGUGAAGAUUUUGACAACCGCAUGGUGAACCACUUCAUCUCUGAGUUCAAACGCAAGUACAAGAAGGACAUCAGUGACAACAAGAGGGCAGUGCGGCGCCUGCGCACGGCCUGUGAGAGAGCCAAGCGUACCCUGUCCUCCAGCACUCAGGCCAGCAUUGAAAUUGACUCCCUAUAUGAGGGCAUCGAUUUUUACACGUCCAUCACCAGGGCUCGCUUUGAGGAGCUUAACGCAGACCUGUUUAGAGGAACGCUGGAGCCUGUAGAAAAGGCUCUCCGAGAUGCCAAGAUGGACAAGGCUCAGGUCCACGACAUCGUCCUGGUGGGAGGGUCAACUCGUAUUCCAAAGAUCCAGAAGCUUCUGCAGGACUUCUUUAAUGGGAAGGAACUAAACAAGAGCAUUAACCCUGAUGAGGCAGUGGCCUAUGGUGCAGCUGUCCAAGCAGCCAUAUUGUGCGGUGAUAAAUCAGAGAAUGUUCAGGACCUGCUGCUGCUGGAUGUCACCCCUCUAUCUCUGGGAAUCGAGACCGCAGGUGGAGUCAUGACCGUGCUAAUCAAGAGGAACACCACCAUUCCCACAAAGCAGACCCAGACCUUCACCACCUACUCAGACAACCAGCCUGGUGUGCUCAUUCAGGUGUUUGAGGGAGAAAGGGCCAUGACCAAAGAUAACAACCUGCUGGGGAAAUUUGAUCUGACUGGAAUACCUCCAGCACCUCGAGGAGUUCCUCAGAUUGAAGUAACAUUCGAUAUUGAUGCCAAUGGCAUCAUGAAUGUCUCUGCAGUCGACAAGAGCACUGGAAAGGAGAACAAAAUCACUAUCACAAAUGACAAAGGCCGCUUGAGUAAGGAGGAUAUUGAACGUAUGGUUCAGGAAGCAGAGAAGUACAAGGCUGAAGAUGAUGUGCAGCGGGAAAAGGUUGCAGCCAAGAAUGGUCUGGAAUCUUAUGCUUUCAACAUGAAGUCGACAGUUGAGGAUGAGAAGCUGAAGGACAAGAUCAGUGAGGAGGACAAGAAGAAGAUCCUGGAAAAAUGUAACGAGGUCAUCAGCUGGCUGGAUAGAAAUCAGACCGCAGAGAAAGAAGAGUUUGAGCACCAGCAGAAGGAGCUUGAGAAGUUGUGCAACCCAAUCAUGACCAAGCUGUACCAGAGUGCUGGGGGGAUGCCAGGAGGGAUGCCAGGGGGGAUGCCAGGAGCUGGUGGAGCUCCUGGAGCAGGAGGAGCAUCUUCUGGCCCCACCAUCGAGGAGGUCGACUAAACUACAGGAGGCUGUUCAGUUGUUCUGUUUACUUGAUGUCACAAAAUGCCUUAUUUUCACAGCAAAUGUUCUGAAGAGUGAACCCAUAACUGCAGUUGUUCAUGGCACCAUUUAUUUAUUUUCCCAGGUUUGAGUUAAACUGUUUGUU
Cyprinodon variegatus (sheepshead minnow) is the source of this 2249-nucleotide messenger RNA. Its product is annotated as heat shock cognate 71 kDa protein-like. NCBI's taxonomy places the organism in Eukaryota, Metazoa, Chordata, Actinopteri, Cyprinodontiformes, Cyprinodontidae. The transcript is spliced from 9 exons. Gene Ontology annotation, biological process: vesicle-mediated transport; protein refolding; cellular response to unfolded protein. The record is from RefSeq and is a predicted model, not a curated record. Gene Ontology annotation, cellular component: cytoplasm; cytosol; plasma membrane. Bases 158 to 2101 code for a protein of 647 amino acids. Gene Ontology annotation, molecular function: misfolded protein binding; ATP binding; heat shock protein binding.